CUGACAAGUCGGCAGUGAAUUCGUGGCCAAGGAAAAUAAUUGAUGAAACUUUUGUGAAAAACUCGAUAUAAAGAAAAAAAUUGCACUUUUGCUUCCAAUAAAUUCGUCUCAGACAUCACCUGUUACUAAGAAAGAUGGGGGUGGCAAUCAGCCGCUACGGAGAGUUAUCUAACAAUGAGCUGUUGGAGCGCUUUGUGUCUCCAGACAUCAUCAGUCCAAAUGACCCGUUCUGGAACCAGCUGUUGUCGUUCAACAUUACCCCGCCUAGCAGUGUCGAGGAGCAGCUAAUCUUCGACUCUAGCACCGAGAACCUCCUCCAACAGUUCCUAGCCAACAACGGAGACACGGGCAACCUCGGCGCCCUAGUGCAUGUUUUCAUCACACGCGCCACUGAACUGCUCUCCUCACCCACCAGCGAUAAUGUGAUGCUGGCAUGGCAGACAUUCAACGCUCUAUUCGUGAUCCGCGCCGUGGUCAAGUAUUUGGUGGAGAUGGUUCCCGAAUCUGAAGUUUGCCGCCAUCUUGAUAUUAUAGUGCAGGAUCGGCGACCGCCUGUUGCCGACCAAACAACAGACGAGGCACAGGCGUCACCCAAACAGCCGAUACUGAACGCGGAGAGUCGGGUGGAGAUGCUAGUCGACGCGCUUAUAAGCCUCAUCAUAGACGUUCCAGUCACUGACAACACAUACUACCUCCACUUGGAGUGCAUCAACACGCUUCUAGUACUCAUGAGUGUGUACAUGUUCGCUGGAGUACACGGGCAAAGCCGCAUGAUCGAGACUAGUGUUAUUUAUAGAACGCUAUUCCAAGGCCGCUAUGGCAUGCAGGCGCCCCUCCUAGUGAAGAUCCUUCUGAGCCAUCUGUCGAGCAUGCUCGCCGCGCCGCCGCACAUGUUCGGCACGGGCGUACCGGGCGGCAGUAUACUAGUCAAUUUAGCAUCUGGUUUCUGGAACAUGCUGACCCUGAGCAGUCCUGCUGCCCCUACUAUCUACACCAACCCCCCACAAGACAGACACACUUUGAUGGAAGAGUUACAACAAAGACAUCCUUUGGCUAAUCAGGCUUGCCUUCUAUUGCUCGCGCUGGCGAACCACUGUGCGACGCGCAACCUGUACCGCCAGGCGCUCCUAUCUGCUGCCGAUACUGCCAAUACAGCCACAACGCCGCAGAAGGAGCCAGAGAAAGGAACGGGUCCGGAGAUGACGCCGCCGCGGAUAGACAUGGCCGCGCUCCACAAAGCCCUAUGCGCCACGGCGGGCUGCGAGCAUUCUACACUACUUCUGUAUCUAAUGCUGCACUCGUGUAAAGCCUACAAACGGCACGUCAGCAACGUGGAGCACAUAGAACACUUGAUAGUUCCUAUACUACAAGUGUUAUAUAACGCGCCAGACAGCAACUCACACCAUAUAUACAUGUCGCUGAUCGUGUUACUUAUACUUACGGAAGACGACGCUCUUAUAAAAAAUGUGCAUCUUAUCACAUUGAAAAACAUUCCCUGGUACACAGAGCGUCAGAUAUCAGAGGUCUCACUCGGCGGACUAAUGGUGUUAGUACUAGUCCGGGCUCUGCAGUACAAUAUGGCGCGCGUUCGUGAUAAAUACUUACAUACUAACUGUCUCGCUGCCAUCGCUAAUAUGAGCUGUGAGUUCAGAAACCUUCACCCUUACGUCGCGCAGAGGCUAGUGUCGCUAUUUGAGACGCUCUCCAAACGAAGAGCAAGGUUAUGCAACGAAAUAGAAGGCGGUGAUAUUAACAAUAUAGAGUUACCACAUCACGCAGAGGAAAAAACAGAAGAAAUGGUGGAACACAUUCAAGUUCUAGACGAAGUACUCCGAAUGCUGCUGGAGAUCAUGAACUCCUGCCUGACCCACCAGCUGCAGCACAACCCCAACAUGGUGUACUGUCUCCUGCACAAGCGGCAGCUCUUCCAGAACAACCCUCAUCACAUCACGCAGAACAUUGAAAUGGUGAUAGGUUACUUCUCGACGCGCCUCCAACGGGUCCAAGACGGCGCCGGCGGCGACCUCAGCGUCACAGAGGUGCUGACGUGCAUCAAGAAAGGGGCCGAGCAAUGGUCCAGUGACAGGUUAAAGAAAUUCCCCGACCUAAAAUUCCGCUACGUGGAAGAGGAGAGGCCCGAGGAAUUCUUCACUCCAUACGUAUGGAGCCUUGUGGGGGGCUGCGGGGGGGUGUACUGGAGCAGCGAGUGCGCGCGCGCCGCCUCCGCGCUUUGCUGAUACCCGGGGGCACCGUCGUUUGUCAUUAAUUAUACAACAUUCUAGUGGGAUUCAAACUUUACAGAAGUAAGCAUAAGGUCGUGGCACUAUAUGCGGUUAAAAUUUGUGUAAGUACGCAGUUACGAUGUUUUCAUUAUUAUACCGCAAUACUGCAAUAAGUGCUCAAUAAAUAUCAUAAAGCUUACUUCUACAGAGUUCUUUCUUAUCCUAAAAAAACAAACUAAAUAUAGCAAUCCCGUGCAAGAUCUGGACAUUUGAUACGCGACUUAAAAACCGGUUUCCUCUAACCGGUUUGGUUAUUUAGUGGAAAAAAUUAUUAGGACUACUUUAAAAAUGAUUUAUUUAACUAUCAGUAGCUAAACAAACGGUUCGUUUAAUUAAUUAUUUUUCAAUAAGAGGUAUGGUUUGUCCUAAAACCGGUUUGAAAUCGGAUCGAAACCACAGAAUAAAUAAUAGUACUAGGUACAGAAGGUUCAGUCUCUAACAAAACGCGUCUAUUACGAGAUAUAAGAGCAAGCGCGAACAGGCGUCCGUUUCGUAGCGGUGCGCGGCAACCACUGCUAGACACCAAAAUUGGUGUGGGCCGCAUGUACUUGUAGCGACGCGACGAAAUCGCGGAGUGAGCCACGCGUCAACUAAACCGUCUGCAAAGGACUGCUAAAUAUUGUAACUAUACAUUGAAAAAUGAAAUAGGUCGUUGUAAUCCGUUGUCAUAUAGGAGAUCACAGAGAAAUUUAAUUCUCACUUGCUAGAUUUACAUUAUGUAUCAACUUGUGGUGAUAAAGUGUACUAUAAUAAUAUAUUUGACCAUAGGGUAGAUUUAAAUACUAAGGUAUUUUUAAUUAUAUUUUACUUGAGAUAUUUUAAAGGUCGUCAGCUUUUUAUGAGUAGUUUUUUCAUUUGACAAAAAUAGUGUUCAAAUAUUUUUUAAAUUUAUUUAGGCAACAGUGGCGGCACUUUAAAAUAACCUAAAUGCACUUGCUUUUCCGCCGUUUUAUGUUUAUUCUUAACACUAUUGUCACAAUAUAUUAGAAAUAUAUUUAAAUAUAUCUGUGACGCGUUGCUGGGGCAUUGCACGAGAAUGUCGCUUACGUAACGCCAUUAGACUAUUUUGCCUCACUUUAGUUAGUAAAAAAAAAAUACAGGACUAAACUGUAUUAAGGGGUUAUUAAAUGUAUCCUAUCACCGGACGUUUUUUUGCUGAGAGGGACAGAGAGAGGUAUAUGUUAGUUAUUGCUCUGUCACUCAUAGCAGAAAGUGUCCGGAUAUAAAUAUAACUAAUAACCCAAAUUGUAUAGGUACUUUAAUAUAGUUUUAAUCGAAACGCAAUAUUGUAUUAUUAUUGUAAUAAAUAUAUAAAUAAAAUUAUAUUUGAAU
Molecule: messenger RNA, 3614 nt
Organism: Cydia strobilella
Lineage: Eukaryota; Metazoa; Arthropoda; Insecta; Lepidoptera; Tortricidae
Product: dymeclin
Exons: 18
Coding region: 135-2237 (700 amino acids)
Biological process (GO): Golgi organization
Cellular component (GO): Golgi apparatus
Source: RefSeq, a predicted model, not a curated record